AUGAUNACUGAUUAUCAAUCUUUAGUUAAUCAACUCUUGUGUGCGAUGAAUAUGGAACAAGAAUUUCGUUACAGACGCUUCGCUUGUGAUGAUUUUCGUAUAUCUACAAGCACACCAUUGCCAAUUGUCACGACUGCAACGCGUCAAUCAUCAUUAAUGCUGAUAAACAACAAUGCUGAUUCGAAGAGGCAGGAAACAGAUUUUAUGUAUUCACAAAUCGCAAGAGAUAUUCUACUGGCCAUGGAUUCAAGCCAAGCUGAAAUGAUUAAGUUUUGCCGUCAGCAAUACAUUGAUGAUGAAGCACAGCUACGUUAUAUUCAGGAAUUCGAAGAAAACUAUCGUCCGAAUAAAGCGCUCUAUUGGUACACACGUAAUACAUUUCUUUAUCGUCUAUUAAACAAAGCUUUACGAGAACAAGACAUUGAUAUAUUGUAUUCACUACGAUAUUUUAUCAAAGAUCUCCACGAACAAUUGACGGAUCUUCAUUCUAGACAAGUGUCAACACAAACACCGGAAGAAAGUAAAAGUAUCAUCACUGUUUACCGUGGACAGUUGAUAAACACUCAAGAAUUUGACCAAAAGUUACGAAAUAAUCUCAAUGGAUUUCUUUCUGUCGCUAAUUUUCUUUCUACAACAGUAUCAAAACCAUUAGCGACGAUGUUCGCUGGCAAUGGUACUGAAAUGCAUAUGCAAAGUAUUCUCUUUCAAAUUGAUAUUGAAUCGGCGAUAAAUAAGUUUCCCUAUGCAAAUAUUUCAUCAGAAAGUGCGUUCGGCGACACUGAAGGUGAACUUCUAUUUACCAUGGGUGCAGUUUUCCGUAUACUUUCGAUCGAAUCUACGGGAACGAAUAUGUGGUACAUUCAUAUAAAAUUAACCGGUGAAGAAGAUGAGGAACUAAAAGCUCUAAUCGAUUACAUGAAGACUGGUUUGGAUAAAUUUACACCAGAAAUUCAUUUAGCGAGAUUAUUGUACGAAUUAGCACAAUAUACUAAAGCAAUUACUUAUCUGAAGAAAGCCAUGCAAGAUGCGCAGUUAAUGGAGGAUCCGAUUACACGUGUUUAUAUUUAUAAUGAACUAGGAGAUAUUUAUGCUUCUAUGAACGAUACGGAGACAUCUGAAGAAUAUUAUCGAAAAGCAGUCGAAAUAGAUCUCAAACACCUUUCUGAUCAUCAUCCAGCGGUACUCGUUAUUUACAGUAUACAAGCCACAUUACAUAAAAGACAUGGUGAUUUAGAACAGACUCUCUUCUACUAUAAUAAACUGUUAGAUAUCAGUCUACAACAUCCAGAACAGGCUGAAUGUUGUAAUGCUGAUAGUGAUUAUCGCAAUAUUGCUGCUGUUUAUCAGGAGCAAAAGCGUGAUUUAGAAGCUAUGGAAAUGUGUCGACGAGCUUUGGAAAUUCAGUUGAACACUUUGCCACAUAAUCAUCCGUCAUUUUCUAAAACGUACCAAUAUAUGUCAACAUUUUAUGCGCGACAAGAAGACUAUAAACAAGCCAAUGAAUAUCUUCAAAAAGCCUUGGAAAUUCAAAAACAUUCUCUUCCUCAGGACCAUCCUGAUUUUAUCACAACAUACAACGAUUUAUGCGUCUCAUACUAUAAACUUGAUCAAUUUGAAGAAGCUUUGGAGUGUAUGAAAAAAGCAAAUGAAUUACGAUUGAUAUACUUGCCAGAAAUAAAGCAUUCCAAUCCAGAUAGUGCCAGCAAUAAGUAUCAAAAACGAAUUCAAGAUGCUGAUGAAUUAUUAGAAAUUAUCCAACAAAGAAAACAAACCAAUGCUUAA
Adineta ricciae is the source of this 1782-nucleotide messenger RNA. The record is from the annotation of a GenBank genome assembly. Lineage: Eukaryota; Metazoa; Rotifera; Eurotatoria; Adinetida; Adinetidae.